GCAGAUAAGAUUAAAUACAAAACAAGUAAGCUAAGUAUAAAAAUGGCUAUUGCAAGAACCGAUUAAAAAUCUAUGUCGCAAGACCUUGGCGGUACAAUAAGGAACAAGUUCAUUACAGUGCUGUUACAAGAUCAGCCGUCCUCACGCUUCACUGCUUGCAGCACAUUUUCACUACUUAGUUUAUCACUAACUAUGUGCACGAUCGGUCAUAUUUAACGCGGGGAAUACUGAGCUGAUUAUAUUAAGGUUAUCUUCGCAAUCUAGUGAAGGAUCAAUACAGUCACGCGCUAAACAAAUAACAUUUGGAAAUGCUGUUUGUGUGUUCCGAGUUGUUGGUUAGUGUUGUGUGCGUGGUGGCUGGUGCGCCAUGCUGUGCGUGAAGUGUGUGCGCGUGGAGUGUCGGUGGCGCUCGUGUCUGCUGGAGCACGCGUCGCCGUGCAACUUCUACGUGAGCUGUUGGCAAAGCAACCGCUCGGCCGCGCCGCUGCUGCUCCUCCGAGGCUUCCUCUUCCUGUUCUCGACGUGCGUGCUGCUCACGUCUAUAGCUGUGCCCUUGACAUUGAACAUACGUUUCGGCUACUGGUUCAUAUACCUAACGCAUUGGGGUUUCCUACUAAUCGUUCUCACCACCGGAUUCUCUACUGCUGUAUCAGCAUACGCUUACUUUAAGAAGCCCAUUGAUGCAACGUUCGGUCUGCCAUGGUACGUGAAGACCUACUGGAUCCUGUACAACAUCACCAUCCCCGUCGCCUUCCUCAUCACGGUGUUCUACUGGGGAAUCCUGAAGACUUCGGCUGAGACAGUGAACUUCGCUCCGAACCCGGUGCUGGACAUCAUGCUGCACGGCGUGAACUCUGCAGUGAUGCUGGUGGAGCUGAUCUUCUCGGCCCACCCCAGCCGGCUGAUGCAUGUCAUGCAGCCGCUGUACUUCGCCGGGGCCUAUAUGCUCUUCAGCGUCAUCUAUUACUUCGCUGGCGGAUUGGACCCAUGGGGUAACCCGUUCAUCUACCCCGUGGUGGACUGGUCGAAGCCUGAGCAGACGAUGGUGGUGAUCACGUUAACAGCACUAUUCCUCGCACUGAUGCAUCUGCUGACAGUUGGCAUCGCUACAGCACGAGACGCGAUCGCCAAGAGACGGCUGGCUGUACCUGCGGGCGUCUACAACGAUGCAUUCGCACCCGAAAAGUGUGUUUCAAAGAUGGGUGGAACAGUAAAAAAGUAUUUCAAAAAGGAAUUCCAAUUUCAAAAGUUUUCGCUGGACUUUGAAGAUUUAUCAGAUUUUUAUUUGAGUUGUUGGCAAAGAGGUCAAUCCAUUUGGCCCUUGUUGGUGAUCAGAACAAUAAUAUUCAUAGGUUUUGCUGGGAGUACGGUAGCCGCCUUCGUGAUCUUGGUUCAGGAUGGAGUAAGCGCUGGUUACGGGUUUAUUUUCAUGACCCGUUGGGGCUUGUACGUAAACACCAUUACUUCAUUGCUAGCAUGUUGUAUCUCUCUUACGGAACUCUUUAGAGGAACAGAUACAACUCCUUCAGUGCUGGUAAAAAUGUACUGGUGCUGUUAUAACAUCUCAAUUUCUAUGGCAUUCUUCAUCACGAUAUUCUACUAUUCUUUUCUCACAGAAGUUGCUGCAGAUGGCGGCUUUGAACUGAAUCCAGUUGUGGACCUGUUUCUCCACGGCAUCAACUCGGUGCUGAUGUUCUGCAUGCUGAUCACGUCACGCCAUCCCCACAGGCUGAUGCACUUCUACAUUCCAAUCUUGUUUGCGCUAGCCUACGUUAUUUUCAGUGUCAUAUACUAUUUUGCUGGUGGGAUGAGCCCUCUUGGCACACAUUGGAUUUAUCCGCAGUUGGAUUGGGAGAAGCCCGGUGAGGCCAUGAUCCUGGUCGUGGUAGUGGCCUUCUUUCUCAUUGUGGUACAUAUGGUCGUCGCUGGCAUGACCCUCUGCAGGGAUGCCAUCACUAAGCGGUGCAGAGAUAAUACAGUGCUUCUGAUAUCCAGCAGAUAGAGAAAUUCUUUAAUUUUUUUAAAGAUCUUAAUAAAAAUGAAGAAAGCUCUUGUUCUCCAAGCCUUAUGAUGAUGGUAAGAAAAUAUGUGUCCGAAGUGUACACUUAACGAAGGAAUAUUUUGUUUAAUAUUUGUUAAAAUGUUACAUAAAUAAAUGACUGAACACAAAAUACUCGCUA
This is a messenger RNA of Helicoverpa armigera (cotton bollworm), 2180 nucleotides long. RefSeq lists its product as uncharacterized. The transcript has 8 exons. Gene Ontology annotation, cellular component: membrane. Bases 368 to 2002 code for a protein of 544 amino acids. The record is from RefSeq and is a predicted model, not a curated record. Lineage: Eukaryota; Metazoa; Arthropoda; Insecta; Lepidoptera; Noctuidae.